GGCAACGGCCCCGACCAUUAUUGGAAAUCAAAUCAGUUUUGAUCAAUUUUUGAUUAUUGGGGUUUCGACGAUUCUUGCAAUCCAUUUCUUCAUAAUCGAUCCCAAAUUAAGAUAAGCUACCCACCAUCAUUUGAAGGGUAAACUUCGCUUUCGAUAAGUUUUAGAUGCCCAGCACUUGCCCCUGUUUGUGAUUCUUCUAGGAUUCUCUUUCACCAAUGUUGAGUCGCAGGAGCAAUAGCUCUAGCUCAUCUGAUUUGGAGGAACUUCUAGAGAUUGAGUCAAGAUGUCGACAGCUCAAGAAAGAAAGGGACACACUAAUAGGUUCACGGCCACAAAGCUUUGAACUGAUAAGGCGGCUGGAACUACAUGCGAACUCUUUAUCAGAAGCACGCAAGGAAGACAAGCUACGCAUUGAACAAUUGGAGAAGGAGUUGACAAACUGCACUCAGGAAAUAGAUCACCUGCAGGAUCAACUAUGUACAAGGAACGCAGAAUUAAACUUCCUUGUAGAACACGUUGAGAACCUUGAAUUCAAAUUAGUUCAUAUGGAGCGUUUGCAAGAAAAGGCUGUCAAGUUAGAGGAUGAGGUGAAGCGUUCGAACUCAGAGUGCCUCUUCUUGAAGCAGAAACUAGUUGACAAGGAAAAGGAGCUACAAGAAUCACAUUCCAAUAUAGAAAAACUCGAGGAGUCGAUUUCAUCUAUGACAUUGGAGUCUCAAUGUGAAAUUGAGAGUAUGAAAUUGGAUAUGGCGGCCAUGGAGCAGUGUUACUUGGAAAAUAAGAAAGUCCAGGAAGAAGCUCUUCAUCUAAAUGAUAAAAUGGAUAGAUUGAUUGGGGAGCUUCAGAAUGCACAGAAAAAUGCUGAGUCUCUGGAGAAGGAAAAUGAUAAACUUCAAAGAGAGCUGGAUAUAUCGACAAGAAAUGCCUCCACAUUUUGUCGAAGGAUUGAGGAAUUGAUUGAAAACAAGGAGAGAUCACGAAAUACUCUGUGUUUCUCGAAUGACGGAGAUAGCGAGUUAGCACCACUACUUGAUAUUAGUUGUGGCGAAAACUCAGGCCAUCAUCUUCCGAAGAUAGCAGGUGCACUAUUUGCAGAUGAAAAUUCAGAAGUCAAAAUGGAUGUGAUGGCAAAGAAGAUACAAGAUUAUGAACUUCUUGUAAAGCAACUCAAGGAGGAGCUAAGAGAGGAGAAGUUGAAAGCAAAAGAAGAAGCAGAGGACCUUGCUCAGGAAAUGGCUGAGCUAAGGUACCAGAUUACUGGUUUGCUUGAAGAAGAGUGCAAGCGCCGGGCUUGCAUUGAACAGGCAUCUUUACAGAGAAUUGCCCAGUUAGAGGCACAGGUUUUAAAAGAAAAACAAAGUAGGUCAUUUUCUGUUGCUAGACGUAUGUACGAAAUAUAGUAGUUGGGAGUAUGAAUUAAAAGCUGCUCGAGGAAGAGUGUCGAUCAAAGCUUACUUUCUGAAAACCUUUGGUACUGAACUGGUGAAUUUGACUGCAAAAACCAGUGGCUCCUAUAUUUUCCUCUUGGUUUUCCCAGAUGAUGUCGUGUCGAUUUGACCAAAUGAAAAACUUCGCAACCGCAACUUUGUCCCAACUACUCAACCAAUUCAGCUUCUUACAGAGAAAACACGCAUGCUUGUGUAGAAAACGAUACAGAAAGAUAGUAGGUUCCAUGAAUAGAGUUGGCUAUAGGUUGUUCAGCAAGCUGCCAUCAGAAAUAUAAAGUAGAUGUGCUUUGCACAGUUCUUCCUAGCAGCUCUGGUUUUGAAUCUGCGCUUUCUGGAGAGUAUAUGAUUUGAACUUAGUGUGUAUUAACAGAGUGUUGGUUUGGUUUGUCAUAAUUUGGUCACUGUUGUAAAUAUUAUGCAUUUGUAAUGUGGGAAGUUUUGUUUGCAACCA
Cucurbita pepo subsp. pepo (vegetable marrow) is the source of this 1899-nucleotide messenger RNA. NCBI's taxonomy places the organism in Eukaryota, Viridiplantae, Streptophyta, Magnoliopsida, Cucurbitales, Cucurbitaceae. The record is from RefSeq and is a predicted model, not a curated record.